AUGACAUCGUAUAAAGAUAUCGUUAAUUCAUCAAAAGAGCAAGAAGCCGAAAAACAACUUUUUGUGAAAUUGAAAAAUUCCAAGAAUAAUCAAGUGUAUGAUUAUGUGUUUAGGAAAAUCAUCUUAUCAUUAAAACCUGGGAUCUCAAUUGCUACGAGUCCAAACGAUUUUUUUUCGUUUAAUAGUAGGGAAUUAAUGACACCUUAUUUAAAAUCAACAUUAAAUUCAUUAUUUGACUCUGUCUCGACUAUUGGAGGGUAUGAAUUUAAUAUAUUGGAAAUUGGAUCCGGUUCCGGUGAACCAAUCGAAUGGUUUUUCGCCAAAGAAUUCUCAAGUCGUAAAGAACGACAGAAAAUCGAUUAUACCGUCAACAUAAUUGAACCAAACCUUCAAUUUAUUAAUUUAUAUAAAGAAAGAAUUAAUAAAUAUCAACGUUUAAUUAAAUUAGGAAUGAGUUAUAAUGGAAAGAUUCAAGAUUAUUACGAUGAAUCUUUGUCCGAUGAAGGAAGGUCUCAAUUACCUUCCCUCCCUAAAGAAGUUCUUAAUAAUGCGACUAUUUCUUCAAGAAUGUCUCAGACAUUGAAAGCACGUCGAGAACUUCUUUAUGAAAAACAAAUCCUUUCUACCUUACAAGAAAGUGAAGCAUCCUCUUCUUCGAAUAGUUCAUCAACAACGAGUCACAAGACCCGUCCUAAAGUUGAAAGUUAUAAAAUGAAUACGACAUAUUCUACUAAAACCUUGGCAGACAUGGCUGCAAUGGGAUUUGCUAGUGAAUUAUUAAAAUGUAACGAAGAAUCAUUUGAUUUUAGAAUUUUAGAAUUCGUUUUAGAUAAACUUAAAAGUUUUGCGUUAAAAGAUGACGAUGAUUCUGUUAAAGAAAUUAAUUUAUGCAGAGGUAAAAGGUUUGAAGAAGAUGUUUGGAUGAUUGAACAUCCUCAAAUUAUAUGCGUAAUUCAUAAAGAAAUCAUUUAA
Funneliformis geosporum is the source of this 972-nucleotide messenger RNA. Lineage: Eukaryota; Fungi; Glomeromycota; Glomeromycetes; Glomerales; Glomeraceae. The record is from the annotation of a GenBank genome assembly.